This is a messenger RNA of Acanthoscelides obtectus, 507 nucleotides long. Lineage: Eukaryota; Metazoa; Arthropoda; Insecta; Coleoptera; Chrysomelidae. The record is from the annotation of a GenBank genome assembly.
AUGGAUAUUCUAAGUCGCACAAAUGCAUAUCGCAGAAAUUUUGAACCUAAUACUCAAAUACAGGGUAGUACGUCCUACAAAUAUCGAAAUAUAAUUCGACCAUACUUACAUCAGCAUAACAUUCUAAAGCAGCAGGGCAUACUCAGAUCCGGCUCCUUUGAGAAACCUCCACCUCCUAAGAGUCAGUUACGACGAACACACUCAUUCAAACAUACAGGUCAAGGAAUGCUCCACUUAUCAAAUAAACCAAUCGACUACAUCUAUGUUGAUGAUCCAAAUGAAUUGGUUGGUCGUUUACGUCUGUUGUUAGCUUCACAGUAUGCUGAUUGGCGUGGUGAUGAGAUACUAGGUGGAUUUUAUGCUGAAGAGCUUCAAAAAGUCAAGUAUCCAAACAUCUAUCUUGUGGAGAAAGUGGUUCGACGUAAAGGCAGUAAAGUGCUAGUCAAGUACUUAGGACUGGAUAGCAGCUAUAAUUCGUGGAUUAACAAAAGUAAUUUACUUGUAUGA